AUGCCUAAAGAAAUUAUCCCUAUCCACCAUACUCUUGACAAGCACCAAUCUCUUGAAAUUCCUAUUGAAGUCUCGAUAAUUCACGUACGCGCCCCUCGGGAAGCGCGAGACAAACGCGCUCAUAUAAUCGUACAAUCCACGAAUCCAAGUCACGUGCCUCGACUCAGACUCGGGAUUCGCGUCAUUCCACCUCGUCAAAUAUUGAGUCAUGUAGAGAACCCCUUCUCUAUAAGGAAAGGGCGUCUCGCACUCGGGUAUUCGGGCCAUCAUCCCGCCGAACGGGUUCAUGAUCACGAGCGGCAAGUCGUCGUCGAGCAAGCGGGCCCAAAGCCCGUCGAGACCGGGCUCGGGUAUGGGCCUCCGCACGAUUUCGGACUUGGCCUUGAAGUAGUUCUUGAAGAGGGAUUUCCCUUGGAGGAGGACCUCGGGUGGGGUCGAGGGAGGGUACCCUGCGAUGUAGAGGACCGACUCGAUCCAGCUCAUCUCUCGGCAAUCGUUCCGAGUGAGGCCGAGCUCUGGGAAGCUCGUUUCCAUCACGUCGAGAAGACGGUCGGCCCGACCCAGGAAAACCGCGUUAGAUCCUCGUCGAUCUUGCUCGCCACGCGCUGCCACUUGGACAAUAUCCGCGUGGCGCCCUGCUCGAGCGUCUUGGGGACCGUGAAAACCGUGACGAUUUGCGGGACCAUCACGAGCCGAACCUUCCACGCAGUGAUGAUCCCGAAGCUUCCCCCGCCCCCACCUCGUAAGGCCCAAAAAAAGUCCUCGCCCAUCGAGGCCCGGUCAAGCACCCGGCCCUCGGCAUCCACUAUCCGCACAUCAGCCACAUUAUCGGCCGCGAGCCCAUACUUCCGCAUCAUGAAUCCGUAA
Molecule: messenger RNA, 867 nt
Organism: Striga asiatica
Lineage: Eukaryota; Viridiplantae; Streptophyta; Magnoliopsida; Lamiales; Orobanchaceae
Source: the annotation of a GenBank genome assembly